Schizosaccharomyces octosporus yFS286 is the source of this 1561-nucleotide messenger RNA. RefSeq names its product cytochrome c heme lyase. Gene Ontology annotation, cellular component: mitochondrion. The record is from RefSeq and is a predicted model, not a curated record. Gene Ontology annotation, molecular function: holocytochrome-c synthase activity. Lineage: Eukaryota; Fungi; Ascomycota; Schizosaccharomycetes; Schizosaccharomycetales; Schizosaccharomycetaceae. Gene Ontology annotation, biological process: cytochrome c-heme linkage. Bases 238 to 1416 code for a protein of 392 amino acids. The transcript has a single exon.
AGAGUGUGGAAUUGGCGCAAAAGUCACCACACGGAUGGGUCAUUUCUAGAAAGAGAAACUCACGUUUUCAUUGAGAAAUUUGACUCGGUUUUUCAUUGUACUUUUUUGUAUUUUUUAUUUUUCAUCCUCCCAUCUCUACAGAAGUGUAUUUUAACCAACUCUGCAGCGUCUUUUUUGUUUGAAAGUUUCGAGGGCGACAUACAAAGAUCGAAAUAAAGAAAGUAGAAUUUUUAGAAAAUGAGUUCAUCAGAAUCUGCAAACGGAAAAUCGUGUCCGAUUGAUCAUCGCGCGUAUAUGCAGCAGCAGCAACAACAACAACAACGGCCAGAAAUGCUGGAAAGAGAAAAUGGAAAUUGGUCUUCGUGGUUGAAGACGUUAUGGACGACGAGCGUUCCAAUGGAGCUUGCUCCGCCAUCGGUUGUUGCACAGCAUCGCGCACAAGAGUUGAAGGGCCAAGAAAUUCCGCCCGAAUGCCCUAUGCACUCUCAGCGUGAAGAAGCAAAUGAAAAAAGGGGACCUUCUACUUGGUUUCGAUGGUGUCAGGAAGGACCUGAAAGAAGAGGUGCAAGUGCAGCCGGUGGUGUUGACAUGAGAAACAUCCCUUCUGAAUGCCCAAUGUCGAAACAAGAAAAUGGCGGUGGAGAGAAAUCGUCAUGGUUUUCAUUUUGGAAGCCUACAGAAGUGAAAUCAUGGGACCAACGACAAGAACAAACACAAGUACCAGCACCGGCGCAAACACAAGGAUACCCUUCGGAAUGUCCAAUGUCACAAACCACGAGCAAGGCCAAGGAAAGCUGGUGGGGACGAAUGUGGGGAAAGCAAGAGGAAGAAUCUAUGGAGAUUAACCCGGACAAUUUGAUGUACAAGGAACUGUCGCAAAAGGCCAAGGAAGAUCAGGUGGUGGAUUUGGGAACGAAGCGGUCGACAAGCAGCAUUCCAAAAGCGGAUGGAGAUUUGUGGAAGUAUCCAUCGCCUCAGCAAAUGUACAAUGCGAUGUGGCGAAAGGGAUAUCGUGACAGCGGAGAGAAUGUGCCAAUGAUGGUGGAAAUCCACAACUUUUUGAACGAGGGAGCGUGGAAAGAGAUCCAGGCUUGGGAGCAGAUGAAUGGAGAAGGCACGGAUGCAAAGUUGUUGCGAUUUGAAGGAAAUGCUAGUAAAAAGAGUCCUCGAGCCAUGUGGUACAUGAUGCUUGGACGGGUAUUUCCCAGUCGAUGGGGAACCUAUGAAGGACCGUUUGAUCGACACGAUUGGUAUGUUCAACGAAAAGACAACCAAGUGAUUCGGUACGUGAUUGAUUAUUACGAAGCGCCCGACGAAGGUGGUCAACCAGUUUUUUCUCUAGACGUUCGUCCGGCGUUGGACAAUGUCGAGGCUAUGAAGAUGCGAUUUCGCCAUUGGCAGUCGAUGAGGCAGUAGAAUUGGUUUGAGUUGGCAAUUGCAUUAGAAGAGUGGUAGUAGGAGUAGUAAGAAGAGGAAGAAGAACAAUAAUAAUAAUAUCAUUCAUCAUCAUCAUCGCAAUAGCAAUAGCAAUAGCAAUAGCAAUUGUAGCAGAACGACAACG